CCACUGCCAUUCUUCAUCGGGCUCAUUAAACAAAGACAACGCCAGCCUCCUUCCUCCCCUGGCUCCAGAUCUCAGAUCCGAGGAGCUCCGACCCUUCUCCAAUGGCGGUCAAGGUCUACGUCGUGUUUUACUCGACUUACGGGCAUGUUGCUAAACUAGCUGAGGAGAUCAAGAAAGGCGUCGCCUCUGUUGAAGGCGUGGAAGCAAAAAUAUGGCAGGUCCCUGAAACUCUGCCUCAAGAAGUGCUGGGCAAGAUGGGCGCACCACCGAAGACCGACGCACCGGUGAUCACGCCGCAGGAGCUCGCGGAGGCCGACGGGAUCCUGUUCGGGUUCCCCACGCGGUUCGGCAUGAUGGCCGCGCAGAUGAAGGCGUUCUUCGACGCAACCGGCGGGCUGUGGCGGGAGCAGAGCCUGGCCGGCAAGCCCGCCGGCAUCUUCUUCAGCACCGGCACCCAGGGCGGCGGGCAGGAGACCACGCCGCUGACGGCGGUGACGCAGCUGACGCACCACGGGAUGGUGUUCGUGCCGGUGGGGUACACGUUCGGCGCCAAGAUGUUCGACAUGGAGAGCGUGCACGGCGGCAGCCCGUACGGCGCGGGCACGUUCGCCGGGGACGGGUCCCGGUGGCCGACGGAGGUGGAGCUGGAGCACGCCUUCCACCAGGGCAAGUACUUCGCCGGCGUUGCCAAGAGGCUCAAGGGCGCAUCCGCCUGAUCGCAUCACUCCCAGCGAUCGCCAUGGCCUACAUAUACAUAUACAUCUGUGCAUCUAGCUGUUCCUGUGGAACUUGUUAAUCGAUCUGCACUACGAUGCGUGAGCGUGAUACGGUCGAUGACGUUGUUAUGGUUUCGAUUGAACUGGUUUUGAAAUUCGGUACGGGGAUUGUGCAUUUGUGUUUAA
Phragmites australis (common reed) is the source of this 902-nucleotide messenger RNA. RefSeq names its product NAD(P)H dehydrogenase (quinone) FQR1-like. NCBI's taxonomy places the organism in Eukaryota, Viridiplantae, Streptophyta, Magnoliopsida, Poales, Poaceae. The transcript has 4 exons. Bases 102 to 716 code for a protein of 204 amino acids. Gene Ontology annotation, molecular function: NAD(P)H dehydrogenase (quinone) activity; FMN binding. The record is from RefSeq and is a predicted model, not a curated record.